AUGGAGACAACUACCGGCACACUGUCUCCACCGCUCGGCAGGGGUCGUCUUGCCGUGAUCAACCUGAUUGUUGCUAUGUGCCAGUUCAACGAUCAGAAGCUCAAGGAAGAAGUUUGCCGACUUAACUUCAUCCCCUUGUUUAUGGCAAGCGUUAUUGCUUGGAUGGUCGUCGUCGCCGACUGGCAGGAUUGCUCAAUUUGGCUCACUACUGAGGGUCAAGUCUAA
This is a messenger RNA of Dibothriocephalus latus, 225 nucleotides long. NCBI's taxonomy places the organism in Eukaryota, Metazoa, Platyhelminthes, Cestoda, Diphyllobothriidea, Diphyllobothriidae. The record is from the annotation of a GenBank genome assembly.